AUGCUCAUCAAACCCAUAAUUGCCACCAGUCUUCUGGUAACUACCGGCGCCCACGCCGCAUCCCACUACGUCACCGUGAAGAUGUGGUCCCACUCAAACUGCACCGGCACCCCGCACGAGGAGACCCUGGUCUUUAACACCGGCAGCGGCCCCCAGGUCUUCCAACAGGGCUAUAGUUGGCAGAGCGGGACGAUUACUAGUGGGGUCUCCGUCUGCGGCGUCAACUUCUGUCAGUCCGGCGAGAGUUGCUUUGGUCAUCCGAUUGUCUACGUGGGAUGGUCCCCCAAUUGCUUCACGGGGGGUGAUUCGAUGGAUCUCGACAAGAUCAUGUUUGGGUUACCUGAUUUCCGCGCUUGGGGGCAUGGUUUGAUGGGAGGAAGCAUGGACUUCGCAUAUGUUACGAAGCCCAAGAAAUUAUCACGCAACAUCGAACACCGUGUUCGGCAUUAUCUCGUAGCUGUGGCGGGCUGGAAUCUGUGGUUUACGCGGUUUCAUCCUAUCUCUGUACAGUACCUAAAGAUGCCAAGUAAUCAGUAA
Aspergillus aculeatus ATCC 16872 is the source of this 537-nucleotide messenger RNA. RefSeq lists its product as uncharacterized. Lineage: Eukaryota; Fungi; Ascomycota; Eurotiomycetes; Eurotiales; Aspergillaceae. The transcript has 3 exons. The record is from RefSeq and is a predicted model, not a curated record. Bases 1 to 537 code for a protein of 178 amino acids.